This is a messenger RNA of Pomacea canaliculata, 1316 nucleotides long. Its product is annotated as G2/mitotic-specific cyclin-B-like. The record is from RefSeq and is a predicted model, not a curated record. Gene Ontology annotation, cellular component: cytoplasm; nucleus; centrosome. The transcript has 6 exons. Gene Ontology annotation, biological process: regulation of cyclin-dependent protein serine/threonine kinase activity; mitotic cell cycle phase transition. Gene Ontology annotation, molecular function: cyclin-dependent protein serine/threonine kinase regulator activity. NCBI's taxonomy places the organism in Eukaryota, Metazoa, Mollusca, Gastropoda, Architaenioglossa, Ampullariidae. Bases 84 to 1028 code for a protein of 314 amino acids.
UCUGUAAGAUUGCUUGAAGGUGGUAGGAUGAGGAACCUAUUAAUAGUUCUUAACUGGUUGAUACAGGUCAUGAAGAUCAGCAAAUGGAUAUCGACAACCUUUCUUCUCCCUUUGGCUCCAUCUCCAUCAGUGUGCCAGAGAGGGUCACCGACAUUGAUGACCACGAUGACCUGUUCUUCAGUCCAGAGUACGCACAGGACAUCAUAGACUACAUGCAGGCUCGUGAGAACCACUACACUCUGAGUGAGAACUUCUUGGAUGACAAUCCUGAGGUGACAUCGCAAAUGCGUUCCAUCUUGGUUGAUUGGUUAAUCCAAGUUCAGAGUUAUGAACAACUUGAAGACGAGACGGCGCAGCUGACCGUUGCCCUUGUAGACCAAUACCUGGCGCGCGCUCCGGUGCCACUACUGCGCCUGCAGCUCUUGGGCAUCACGUGCGUCUUCAUCGCUGCCAAAUACAUCGAGCGAUUUCCGCCUCUGGUGAGCUAUCUGGCACAAGUAAGACAAAGGUCUUGUUCGCGGCAGGUGGAGAACCUAUGUGCACUGACAGCAGGUACCUAUGUGGCUGAGGAGGUACUGGCCAUGGAGCACAAAGUGUUGAAAUGUCUCAUGUUUGACGUGUCCAUGCCACUUCCAAACUUCUUCUUGGCUAGGUAUUUCCGUGUACAUCUUCACGAUGUGAAGAUCAAGAACUUAGCUUGCUACCUCAUUGACCUGAGCCUUCCCAGCGUUCACGUGGUACCAGUGGCGCCCUCUCUCUUGGCUGCUAGUGCACUUUGUCUGACACGGAAACUGCUGCUCCCUCAAGAGGCAGAGUGUUGGACGCCAGCACUUGCAUUUUACAGCAAAUACAGCGAGAAAGACUUGCUGCAAACUGUCAAACUCCUGGCCAAGAUCCUGCUGCGAGCUCCAGACUCCAAGUACCAGGGCGCACGGAGCAAGCACUCGGACCCAAGUCGACUUGGUGUCAGCAUGGAACCGUUUCUGAUCGGUCACCCGGUACUUCUUCAGCUUACAUCUGAGAAGUGAGGCUCGGACACAGGUGUGCGGGUUCUAUGUUCUGAUGAUGGACAGACCACGUGAGCAAUGGCUAAGUAAUUUCUGCCUGAUUAUUGGAGUUUUGUCGACAAUCACGUGCAUUGUAUUGGUGGCGUUGAUGGAAGGGAUGAAUCUUGAUUACUACUGUUCUAGUCAUGACACAUUGGAGAGAGUGAAGUGCCAUGAACUCUUGCUGGCAGAAGCGAAACUUUGGCUCUUUCAUUACCGAUUUUAACGCGUUUGCGUUGAUGUUCCAGAACUUUACUAGGAAUGCGUUUU